AUGGCAACUAAAAUGCUGACAUCUUGUAGAACUUUUGAUAGUGAGCUGCAAAUUAUAGUUCCUAAAGGAUGGGACAAGCUUUUUCUUUCUAUUGUUUCAGUGGAGUCUGGAAAAACAAUUGCUAAAACUGGCAAAGCUACUGUGAGAAGUGGAAACUGUCAGUGGACAGAGGCAGAAUCUAUAUGGGUGUCUCAAGAUGAUACAUCAAAAGAGCUUGAAGAAAGCCAGAUUAAGAUUGUCAUUUCACCGGCUUCGGCUAGAUCUGUGAUCAUUGGUGAGGUCACCUUAAAUCUAGAAGAUUUUCUAAGUGCAGGUGACACUGGUCCUCUGUUCCUUCCUUUGCAGAAGUGUGAUUCUGGGACAACUUUACAGGUCAAGGUUCAGAGUUGUUCCCCGAUAUCAAAAUUCAGGGUUGGGAAAUCUUUGAAAGAAACUUCUCAUUUUGAAGAGCAAGAUAAUGACGCUGAAUUGGAUAGCAAGCAUGGAUCUGACAAUAUAAUCCAUAGUAGUACCAAUUCUUCCUCAAGGAAUCAAUUGGGCUACACCUAUGCAGAUGAUAUUGGAAAUAGGGAUACGAACUUCUCAGCAUCAUGCUCACAACGUAAUUCUGAUUCAGUUGAUAGCUUGGACAGGGCUGCUUUUUCUACCAAAAAAAACUCAAAUGGGGCACACUACAUUGGCAGACAAGGUUCAUCUGGCUUAUAUAGUGAAAAUUAUGGCACAGUUCCUGGAGAUGAAUCUUUAAGAUCGAAUCAAUCAUCUUUGAGCUCCAGUGCCUCAAGUUCUUCACUGCAUAAUCAAUGGGAAGACACGAAUGCACAUACUUCUGAAAGAGUAGUGAUGGGAUCAUCAAGGCCAUCUGACUCGUCAAAGGAUCUCCUUCAAACUGCUGAAGAGACUGAGGAACUCCGUGAUGAGGUUAAGAUGUGGGAGAGACAGUCUCAACAGUUGAAACUUGAUCUUGAGAGUUUAAAGGAAGAAAUUUCUGAGAAAGCUAUGCGUCAGGCAAACCUGGAUAAGCAGCUUUCAGCUACAAAAAGGGAGCGUGACUCUUUAUUGAAAGAAGUUGAACAACUGAAGGUGGCACUUGAGAACUCAAUGUCAAAACAAACAAAUAUCGGCAGUUUCAAAACUGAAAAUUCUGCUCAUGUUCUGAAGGAAUUGGAGGAUGAGCUGAAGUUUCACAAAGAAUCCAAUGCUAAUUUAGCUCAACAGUUGAAACAAGCACAAGAUUCGAACAUUGAAUUUGUCUCAAUUCUUCAAGAAUUAGAAGAGAUCACAGAGAAACAGAACUUGGAGAUAGCUAGUCUUUCACAACAGAGCUGUCUAGAUGGACAAGAAAAACACGAUAGGAUUCCAAAGUCUUUGGACAACGAGGCUGAAUGCAGGGGAGAGAUGCUAGGUAUUAGAACAAGUAACUCUAAUCUAGAAAUAGAAAUUGAGACCCUCAAAAACAAAAUACAGGAGUUAGAGUCAGAUUGUGCUGAGCUAACAGAAGAAAACUUAGAUAUGAUGUACAAGUUGAAGGAUGCUGGGAAAGGAAGUCCAUCACAAAUUUGUAGGUCUAAAGAAUCUCGUGAUGAAAUUUCAGAUGACAAUUGCAAGUAUGGAAAUGUCUUGCUUAAAUCUCGAGCACGUGAACUUGAGGAUGAGCUCAAGAGGAAGGAAGCUACAACUGCAACAUUGUCAGCUAAGUUCAAAGACCUUGAGAAUGUUUCUGCUGAUCUUGAGAUAGAACUACAACAUUAUAAGGACAAAACAAGUGACCUUGAGGCAAAUCUUUGUCAAAUGCACAAGGAAAUAGAAGAAAAGAACUUUGAAAUAUCCAAUCUACACAAAAAGCUUAAACUAAAUCUUGAAAAUGACUACUCUAGUAUGCAAAUUGUGCUUUCUGAAAUGAAUAACCAAGUUCGUCUUGCUUUAGCUCAAGCAAAAAGCUUGCACUUGAAGGAUAGCUCUAUUGCAGAUAAGGAUUUUGAUUGUAACUGUGAUGAAAACCCUUCAGAUAUUCUGAGUCAGAAGAGUCUGGUAGAGGAUGUCACUAAAAGUUUAUUUGAACUAAAUUCGCUACUAAAGAAAAAGGAAACUAAAAGUGAUGGAAACAGAGAGGAUGAGAUCCAAUCUACCUUGUUGCUAAAAGAACAGGAGAUAGAAAGAUUAAAAUCUUCUAGUAAGGAGCUUGAAGAUCUUAUUUCCAUCCUUCAGCAAGAGAAAUUUCAACUGGAGGAAGAUUUGACUUCUUUACAAAAGCAAAAUGAUGAAAUGUCUAAACUUUUGGAAGAUGUGGAGAAUGAUUUAGAAGAGAUUACCGGUAGCAUGGAAUUUCAUGUUUCUGCUAAUAAGAAUCUUGAGAAAAAAACAGAGGAACUUCAAAAUUGCAAAAUGGAACUAGAGUUGCAAAAUUCUGAGAUUGAACAUGAAAAUAUCAAAUUAUCUGAACGUGUAGCUGGUUUAGAAGCCCAACUAAGAUUUCUAACAAAUGAGAAAGAAUCCUACAGAUUAGAGCUGGAGGAUACUAGAUCACUUGUUGUGAAUUUAAAGGAUGAUGUUGAACAACAUAAAGGUCAAAUGGAGAUGCAGAAAUCAGAACUAAAACAAAAGGUUCAGGAGACACAAAAGCAGUUAUCAGAAGCCCUGGGGGAGUCUGAUGUCUCAAGGAGAUCAAACUCAAAAUUGGCAGCUACAAUUGAGAAUCUUAUGGAAGAGUGCCGCACACUUCAGACACUAAUUGGAGACUUGAAGAGACAAAAGACGGAAUUGCGUCAACAAAUUAUACAUCUUGAAGUUGAAUUAAGUGAAUCAAGAAACAAGAAUUUUGAUUUUCAUGACAAAGUUGAUGUUUUAGAAUCAAAACUUUCUUCUCUGCAAAAAGAAAUAGCAUCUAAGGAGAAGGCACUGCUCUUGCAACUUGAUCGAUUUCUUCAUGAUCUCAAGGAACAUGAAGAAAAAGUAGGUAAUGUGAAUAUUUUAUUAAAACAUAUUGAAAUAGAGAAAACACUAAAAGUUGAGAAUCUUGAGAAAGAGAUAACUAAUCUUACUUCACAAAUGUCAGUGAGUGAGGAUGACAGAGAAAAUCUAGCAUUAGAUGCAGUGCAUGAAGCAUCCGUCCUUUGUGCAGAUAAAGCUAGGCUUGAAUGUAGUCUUCAGGAAAUCAGUUCAAAAGCUAAAUUUUAUGAGGCUGAUUUACAGGCAGUGCAGAAAGAGUCCAAGAGUAAGAUUCAAGGGUUAGUUGAUUUGCUUAAUGCUUCUAAGCAGAGUGAGGAGAUGUUAAUGGCUGAUAUUGAGCAAAUGAAACAAGUACUGGGGGAUGCCAAAUCAAAUGAACAGAAACAUAGAAAAAUAGUAUAUGAUUUAGAAUUGAAGAACAAAACUUUGGAAUAUGAAAAACAACAGACAAUGGAAGAAAUUUCCGAGUUAAAGUUUCAGUUGCAGAAACUGUCUCAUCUUCAGAAUACAAUUUUGGCUCUUGAAAACUCUCUUGAUGAGGCAAACUGUGAAAAGCGAAAACUGAAGGAGUUAUUGAAGUCAGCAACAGAAGAACAUGAAGAAUUGAUGUCAGAGAAAGUCUCUUUGAAUGAAAAGAUUUCCAACAUGGAUAAGACUUUAUGGGACAGUGAAGAUGAUAGGCGAAGAAGGAUUGCCUUGCAAGAACAACUUAUGAGGCUUGAGAAUCUCUUAUCAAUCAAAGAUGCAUCUUGUUCAACAGAAGUGGAACUGAAAAAUGAACUUAAUCAGUUCAAGCGAACAAACGGUGAGUACCAGAGAAAGAUUCAAAAUCUUGAGGAAGAGAAUCUUGAAUUGACGAACAAAGUGCGGUCGAUGGAGUCUCAAGAUGAAAUUACUAAUAGUGAGAAUGAAAAAAUCUCACCAGGCCAUAUUCAAAGGGAAUGUGCCAGUAAUAAAGUUGUACGUGCCAAAGGACAAACUGAGUCUUCGGAGGCAAAUAACACACACAAAGAUGGACUUAUACGAGGCAUUUCUCAGAGUCAAUCUGAAGACGUUGAAGCCCUCAAGAAAGUUAUCAACGACCAUGCAGAUAAAAUCUCUUCUUUGGAGUCUGAACUAAAAGAUAUAAGAGAGAAGUAUCUUCAUAUGAGCCUCCAAUAUGCAGAAGUAGCGGCUGAACGUGAAGAGCUGGUAAUGCAGCUUAAAUCUGCCAAAAAGGAAAGAAGAUGGUUUUCGUGAACUUGGUUGUUCUGACUAUUGUUCAUCAUUUUCUUUCCCA
Zingiber officinale is the source of this 4225-nucleotide messenger RNA. RefSeq names its product myosin heavy chain, skeletal muscle-like. The transcript is spliced from 8 exons. NCBI's taxonomy places the organism in Eukaryota, Viridiplantae, Streptophyta, Magnoliopsida, Zingiberales, Zingiberaceae. Bases 1 to 4185 code for a protein of 1394 amino acids. The record is from RefSeq and is a predicted model, not a curated record.